GUGUGAGACAGUGGGAACCGGUUCCCCUGACGGCGGACCCGGGUCCCGCAGCCGGGCCGACUUCAUCGUCCAAUGGCCUCCGGAGCGGAGCGCCGCGCCUUCGCGCAGAAGAUCAAUCGGACUGUGGCCGCGGAGGUCCGCAAGCAGCUGUUCUCCCAGUAUGGUGGCUCAGCGCACCUGUCCAAGCCUCUCCCGGGUGGCGGGGCCCCUCAGACGAUCCCGCUCACGGAGGUGGUGGAGCCCGUGGACUUUGAGGACUACCUGAUGACGCACCCUCCGCCGGGGGACUCUGAUGCGCUGCGCGAACUGUUCGAGUUUCCCGGCGACGAUGUGGAGGUCACGUUCGUGCCGCGCGAGUGCCGCACGCUGCAGCCCUCCGUGCCUGAGGAUGCGGAGGUGGACCCACAGGUGCGAGACUGUGUACGAUCGUACACAGACAACUGGGCUAUCGUCAACCGAAAGUACCACAAGCACGGCACGGGCUUCAACCCCAACCAUGUGGAGCGGCAGAAGGAGCGGCAGAAGGGUCUGCCGAGGCAGGUGUUCGAGUCGGACGAAAGCCAGAGUGACCGCAGCAGCAUGCCGGAUGAACCGCAGGAGGACACACGACGGUGCUCAGUGUCAGCCAACUCGCUGGAGGACACUCCACGUGGGAGCUGGGCCUCCAGCAUCUUCGACCUGAAGAACUCGCAGCCGGACUCGCGCCUGCCUGGGCUGCUGGAGCGCACGCCGCUCGACCAGCUCGACCGCGGCAACGGCGAGCUGCGCAAGGCCUCCCGCCAGCGCGAACUCUUCGUGCUCUACCCAGCCGCGGACGAGGAUGAGAUCAUGGAGAGGAGGACAGUACCAGAGGUGCCCAAGGAACACUUUGGUCAGCGGCUGCUGGUCAAGUGUUUAUCGCUCAAGUUUGAGAUCGAGAUCGAGCCCGUGUUUGCGUCGCUGGCGCUGUACGACGUGAAAGAAAAGAAGAAGAUAUCGGAGAACUUCUACUUUGACCUCAAUACGGACCAGCUCAAGGCCAUGCUGCGCCCACACGUGCCCAACACGUCCAUCUCUUCGCUGGCGCGCUCUGCCAUCUUCUCCGUCACCUACCCGUCGCAGGACGUCUUCCUCGUCAUCAAGCUGGAGAAGGUCCUCCAGCAGGGAGACAUUGGGGAGUGCGCAGACCCUUACAUGGUGAUGAAGGAGGCGGACACGGCCAAGAACAAGGAGAAGUUGGAAAAGUUGCGCUCUGGCGCCGAGUUAUUCUGCCAGCGCCUGGGCAAGUACCGCAUGCCGUUUGCGUGGACGGCCAUCCACCUCAUGAACAUAGUGAACAGCGCCGGCAGCCUGGAGCGCGAUGCAGCUGACCCCGACAACCCCAUCCUCGAGCGCAAGCUCUCCAGCUGGGCCGAGCGGCGCAACUCCAACACGUCGGGCAAGCGGUCCCUGGAGCGCGUGGCGAGCGGCGGCGACGAGCCGUGCAGCCUCGCCAAUUUCCGCCCAGCCACCCUCACCGUCACCAACUUCUUCAAGCAGGAGGGAGACCGGCUGAGCGACGAAGACCUCUUCAAGUUCCUCGCUGACAUGAGGAGGCCGUCGUCCGUGCUGCGCCGCCUGCGGCCCAUCACAGCCCAGCUGAAGAUCGACAUCUCUCCAUCACCGGAGAACGCCCCGUACUGCCUGACUCCCGAGCUGCUGCAGGUGAAGCCGUACCCGGACAUCCGCGUGAGGCCCACACGCGAGAUCCUGGAGUUCCCGGCGCGGGAAGUCUACGACCCCUACACAACCUACAGGAACCUGCUGCACAUCUACCCACAGAGCCUCAACUUCGCCAACCGCCAGGGCUCGGCGCGGAACAUCGCCGUCAAAGUGCAGUUCAUGUCGGGGGAAGAUGUCAGCAAUGCUAUGCCGGUGAUCUUUGGGAAAUCAAGUUGCCCAGAGUUUCUGCGGGAGUCGUACACGUCCGUGGUCUACCAUAACAAGUCCCCAGAUUUCUACGAGGAGAUUAAGGUGAAGCUGCCGGCCCACCUUACCGACUACCACCACAUCCUCUUCACCUUCUUCCACAUCAGCUGUCAGCAGAAGCAGAACACCCCCCUGGAGACACCCGUGGGAUACACGUGGAUCCCCCUGCUGCAGAAUGGACGACUACGCACGGGCCAGUUCUGCCUGCCAGUCUCGCUGGAGAAGCCUCCCCCCAGCUACUCGGUCCUCUCGCCCGACGUACAGCUGCCUGGCAUGAAGUGGGUGGACGGCCACAAGGGCGUGUUCAACGUGGAGGUGGUGGCCACGUCCUCGGUUCAUACGCAGGAUCCCAACCUGGACAAGUUCUUUGCGCUGUGCCAUGCGCUAGACGAGCACCAGUUCCCUGUGCGUGUGGGCGACGUCCGCAUCACCGAGAGCAACCUGGAGGCGGAGUUGAAGGCGAGCGUGUGCAGCUUGAACGCUGCCACGCUGGAGCCUCUCGUCCGCUUCCUCCACCAGGUCCUGGACAAGCUCAUCCUCCUUGCCGUGCGUCCACCUGUCAUCGCCGGCCAGAUGGUGAACCUGGGUCAGGCCGGCUUCGAGGCAAUGGCCAACAUCGUCAACAGACUCCACCGCAGCCUGGAGUUCAACCACGACCAGCACGGCCGCAACAGCCUCCUCGCUUCCUAUAUCCUCUACGUCUUCCAGCUGCCCAGCACGGAGACCUGCUCUUCGGGUCCCAGCUCCCCGGUGGGCGGCUCGCUGCACUACGCCACAGUGGCGCGCUCAGGCGUACGCCCCGCAAGCCUCAACCUGUCCCACACACGCAGCAUCAGCAACAGCAACCCCGACCUGGCUGGUACACCUACUCCAUCCCCGGACGACGAAGUCAGGGCACUCACCGCCAACAGGGCUCCGGAGCGUGGCGGUAACCGCAUGUCUUCCUAUGCGGAAACCUCCACUUUCUUACAGGCCCUAUCGGGACGUGUGCCCACAAAAAAGCUGUUCCACGAGGAACUGGCCAUCCAGUGGGUGGUGAGCAGUGGCAACGCUCGCGAGACCGCUCUCCAGCAGGCCUGGUUCUUCUUCGAGCUGAUGGUCAAGAGCAUGAGCCUGUACCUGUACUACGCCGACAAGCUCGACGCGCCGCGCAAGAACCGCUUCCCCGAGCAGUUCAUGGACGACGUGUCUGCCCUCGUCAUCAUGAUCACGGGCGACAUCGUCAGCCGCUUCCAGAAGGACAUCGAGCUGAUCGAGAGGCUGAACGUGAGCCUGGCCUUCUUCCUCAACGACCUCUUCUCCAUCAUGGACCGCGGCUUUGUCUUCAACCUCAUCAAGACCUACUUUAAGCAGGUCUCGUCAAAGAUCAACUCGCUGCCCACCCCCAACGUGCUGAUCUCGCUGAAGCUGGAGUUCCUGCGGAUCAUCUGCAGCCACGAGCACUACGUGACCCUCAACCUGCCGUGCAGCUCGCUCUCCCCGCCCUCCUCGCCCUCCCCCUCCGUCUCCUCCGCCACCUCCCAGAGUUCGGGCUUCUCCAGCGUGCAUGACCGCCGCAUCGCCAACAUGUUCGAGCUGUCCCCCGAGUUCCGCCAGCAACACUUCCUGGCCGGCCUGCUGCUCUCAGAACUGGCCAUCAUUCUCGACCCUGAUGUGGAGAGCCUGUCCACGCUGCACAAGAAAGCCAUCAACACUGUGCACAACCUGCUGUCGUGCCACGACGCGGACUCGCGAUUCUCGCACCCCGACGUCAAGGCGCACGUCGCCAUGCUGUACCUGCCGCUCAUCGGCAUCGUCAUGGAGACGCUCCCACAGCUCUACGACUUCACGGAGAACCACUCGCAGCGACCGCGGGCGGGCGGCGCGUCUGAAGAGGGCGAGCAGGACCCGGGCGGCACCAUCAGCCAGUCGGUCGCCAUGGCGAUAGCCGGCAGCCCCGUGCCACACUACACACGAGCCGGCUCACUGCACCUGCCCGCCGCGUCGGGACGGCAGUGCACGCCGCUGACGGCGGAGUCGAGCCGCAGCCUGCUGCUGUGCCUGUUCUGGGUGCUCAAGAGCGCCGACGAGGAGGCGCUGCACAAGUGGUUUGCCGAGCUCUCCGUGCCGCAGCUCAACCGCCUGCUGGACCUGCUCUACCUGGGCGUGUCCUGCUUUGAGUACAAGGGCAAGAGGAACUUUGAACGUCUGAACAGCGUGGUUUAUAAGAAGUCCCAAGACAUGAAGGCGCGGCUGGAGGAAGCCAUCCUAGGGAACAUCGGGGCACGGCAGGAGAUGGUCCGGCGCAGCCGUGGUCAGCUCGGUAGGGCCCAGGGCUCGCCCUCCCUCCAGCGGUUUCUGCGCAAAUGGGACGGGCCUGGCCGCGACCCCACGCCAGAAAACUUGCCCAACACGCGCCUUACAGUCUCGGCGUCGUUAGAAUGCCGCGAGCGCAGCUCCUCGGGGGGCCUGUUCGGCAGCCAGGAGAACCUGCGGUGGAGGAAGGACAUGACGCACUGGCGGCAGACGAGCGAGAAAACGGACAAGAGUCAGAAAAACAUCAGAACCAAGGCGGAGCUGGAGCACGAGUCCCUGGUGGAUGGGAACCUCUCGACGGAGACCAAUAUGGUGGUGCUGGACUCGCUGGAGAUCGUCGUGCAGACGGUGUCGCUGUCGGAGACGAAGGACAGCGUGCUGGGCGGCGUGCUCAAGGUUCUGCUGCACUCCAUGGCCUGCAACCAGAGCUCAUCCUACUUGCAGCACUGCUUCGCUACGCAGAGGGCACUGGUUUCGCGGUUCCCGGAGCUGCUGUUUGAGGAGGAGACGGAGCAGUGCGCCGACUUGUGCCUGCGGCUGCUGCGCCACUGCAGCAGCAGCAUUAACAACACGCGCUCGCAUGCCAGCGCCUCGCUCUACCUGCUCAUGCGCCAGAACUUCGAGAUCGGAAACAACUUCGCCCGGGUAAAGAUGCAGGUGACCAUGUCGCUGUCCUCGCUCGUCGGGACGUCGCAGAACUUCAACGAGGAGUUCCUCCGCCGCUCGCUCAAGACCAUCCUCACCUACGCCGAGGAGGACUUCGAGCUGCAAAGCACCACGUUCCCCGAACAGGUGCAAGACCUGGUGUUCAACUUGCACAUGAUACUCUCUGACACCGUCAAGAUGAAGGAGCACCAGGAAGACCCGGAGAUGCUACUCGACCUCAUGUACAGGAUCGCCAAGGGCUACCAAACGUCGCCGGACCUACGGCUCACAUGGCUGCAGAACAUGGCCGGCAAACAUUCGGAGCGGGGCCAGCACGCGGAGGCGGCCCACUGCCUCGUGCACUCGGCCGCCCUCGUCUCCGAGUACCUCUCCAUGCUCGAGGACAGGAAGUACCUGCCCAUCGGCUGCGUCAGCUUCCAGAACAUUUCUUCAAACGUCCUGGAGGAGUCGGCCGUGUCGGAUGACGUGCUGUCGCCCGACGAGGAGGGGAUCUGCACGGGGAAGUACUUCACCGAGUCCGGCCUCGUCGGCUUGCUGGAGCAGGCGGCAGCCUCCUUCUCCAUGGCUGGCAUGUACGAGGCCGUGAACGAGGUUUACAAGAUCCUAAUCCCCGUUCACGAGGCGCACCGCGACGCCAAGAAGCUGGCUACGAUCCACGGCAAGCUGCAGGACGCCUUCAGCAAGAUUGUCCACCAGAGCACCGGCUGGGAGGGCGGAAAGCGUAUGUUCGGGACGUACUUCCGCGUCGGUUUCUACGGCUCCAAAUUUGGAGAUCUCGACGAGCAGGAGUUCGUGUACAAGGAGCCGGCCAUCACCAAGCUGGCAGAAAUCUCCCACCGCCUCGAGGGGUUUUACUCUGAACGGUUUGGAGAAGAAAACAUGGAGGUGAUUAAAGACUCCAAUCCGGUGGACCGGAACAAGCUUGAUCCCAACAAGGCCUACAUCCAGAUCACGUACGUAGAGCCGUACUUCGACAUGUACGAGCUGAAGGACCGCAUCACGUACUUCGACAAGAACUACAACCUACGGCGAUUUCUGUUCGCUACGCCCUUCACGCUGGACGGGCGUGCGCACGGCGAUCUGCACGAGCAGUACAAGCGCAAGACGGUGCUCACCACCUCGCACGCCUUCCCCUACAUCAAGACGCGCAUUAACGUGGGACACAAGGAGGAAAUCAUCCUGACACCCAUGGAGGUGGCCAUCGAGGACAUGCAGAAGAAGACGCAGGAGCUGGCGUUUGCGACGCACCAGGAGCCGCCCGACCACAAGAUGUUGCAGAUGGUUCUGCAGGGUUCCGUGGGUACCACCGUGAACCAGGGCCCCCUGGAGGUGGCUCAAGUGUUUCUCGCCGAAAUUCCCGACGAUCCCAAGCUCUACCGCCACCACAACAAGCUUAGGCUCUGCUUCAAGGACUUCACCAAGAGAUGCGCAGAUGCGCUGCGUAAGAACAAGGUGCUCAUUGGGCCCGACCAGAAGGAGUACCAGCGAGAAUUGGAGCGAAACUACCACCGGCUGACGGAAGCGCUGCAGCCCAUGAUUAGCCAGAAGAUCGCGCAACUCUACAAGCCACUCACGCCCACGCUGAGCAGGGAGUCCAUCAACCGCUCAAGCCUGCGGAGGGUGGAGGCGUGACAACCCAGCUCGCCGGCCGGCAAAACUGCCAGCCCAAUACACGUGCACACGUGCACAUACACAUUCACCCACCCACCCAUACACAAGUACCAUAGCUUCUGCCCGCACACUGAACAAUCCCUCCUCACACCAACACACACACACAUAUACUUCCACACACAAAAAUCGUCCACACACGAAUUAGACCACACACAAUCCUACUCGCAUGCCACCUCAUCACAUGCCAACCUACGCACACGCGAACCCAUCCACACACUCGGCCACCUGCACAUCCACCCAUUCGCUCAUUCGGUUGAGUAAGUUUUAUAGAUGUGCCAGGUUGUGAGCGUUAAUGCUCGUCACACUCAAACGCACGCAUCUGGGGUAAUCCGAGCCCUGCAUUGACGACUGUGAUGAUGUGACACGACUGCAUACCGAGUCACCAUGAGCCAAACCCCGUUGUAAUCGAGACCUCGGGCACACCGAUUGAAGAGCGUUGCGCUCUUAUGGGCUGGCAAGUUCAGCGGAGGCCAUUGAGGGAGCGAGCAGCGUGCACUCGCACGUCCUCACGAUUUCGUCACAAGCUUGGAAUCGCAUUGGUCGUUUUUCAAACCAAACUGUUUUACCACAGUCUUGUUUACUCUGCGACUUUACACUCUCGAUUAAUUUUGCACCUACGUUUUGUUUUAUCUUAUUUUUUAAACAGUGUUAGUUAAAACAAUUUAGCAUUUGUGGCAGAACACUAAUUUACAUGACUGCCUUAUAGUAGGCCACCUAAUUAUUGUAUGCACAUGAAUAUUAUAUUUCCUUAUUGCUUAAAUCACUUUUAAGUACCGUGUUUAGUCGAUUAACCUUUUUUAAACUUUAUUUAAGACCUGGAAUUUCCUGCAUGAACUGUAACUUUGUAACACUUGACGGAGAUUGCGAUGCAGCCGUAACACACGUGGACAGAGGCGAGCAGUGUUAUUUGAUUUCUAAAUUAUUAUUUUUUUAUUCGAGUUAAAAUUAUUUUAAAUGUCAUUUUAUUCGCUUGUUCUUAAUGACGGUUAACACGAUAGAUUUUGUUUUCCACUUGGGGCAUAGGUUCACGUGAAAUAACACUUGGCAAAUCGGCCGAGAAACACCGUGCGACCAAAGUGAGAGCUAACGGUUCCAAAAAGUAAAAGCACUCGUGCAAAGCUUUAUUUAUUUGCUACCAAUACACGCCAAGGUGUGCAGGAGGAAAUACUCGAUUGGAAAUUUGUGGGGGAAAUAGCGGUUACAUUAUAGAGCCUCGCACGCCGGUCACCUUCCGUGUGACCUUCAAAAUAGUUUUCAAAGGUGCGUCCGUGUGCCAGCUACAAGAAGUAAAUAGUGAUUAAACAGCGUUGGAUCGUUUUUACCGUCAUGUUUAAGAGACAUUAUGGGAGCGCGAUGUAGGUGGCAGGGCAAGUUGUGGGGGCUGUUGGGGGAUUGCCGACGAUUGGUUCCCUGUGGAAACAGGAGGUGUGAUGAUGGCGGUGGGCAUUGAGGGGACCUGGGUGAGACGGGGAAUGGCAUUUGAGAAUCGAUCUUGAAGAGACUUGGAUAAGUGACAGAGCUUAGGAAUUGAGUUAAAGUUGGAACAGUUGACGGAUUUUUAGUAAGUAAAUCCACAAACUAUUAAAUUAUAACUUGGAGCGUGGAGAAAGAGAUUUGUCCAUCUGGAAUAGACGCAUGCAGGGCUAUGAAGUGUCUUAGGCAUGUGUUGAGAGCCACUGUGUAAGUUAGAAAGGGAGUUUCUAAUUAGUCUUUCUCUUACUAUAGAACCCAACGUGAAGAGCUGCUUCAGUAAUUUUGCUGUAUGAGAAUGUGCUACAUGCAAAUAAUCGAUGUAUUAGCAUGCCAGUACUGUAUACUUUCUUUGAAAAUGAUUUUUUUUUAAAUUAAACAUUCGAAUGUUUGUAUAUUUAAAUUUGAUGCCAGGUGGUAUAGUUUUAAUUCAGGCUGCACACCUCUACAGGCGCCCGGCUCCAGCGAUGCGUGCCAACACUAGCGUGCGCCCAGCAGGAAACACUAAGGGUCGUGUUUGAAUCGGAAAUGUCAAGUGCUGGUUGUUAUUAAAAAAUAAUAUUGUUUAAA
Petromyzon marinus (sea lamprey) is the source of this 8619-nucleotide messenger RNA. RefSeq names its product dedicator of cytokinesis protein 7-like. The record is from RefSeq and is a predicted model, not a curated record. NCBI's taxonomy places the organism in Eukaryota, Metazoa, Chordata, Hyperoartia, Petromyzontiformes, Petromyzontidae. Gene Ontology annotation, molecular function: guanyl-nucleotide exchange factor activity. Gene Ontology annotation, biological process: positive regulation of GTPase activity; axonogenesis; small GTPase-mediated signal transduction.